Lytechinus pictus (painted urchin) is the source of this 3466-nucleotide messenger RNA. RefSeq lists its product as uncharacterized. NCBI's taxonomy places the organism in Eukaryota, Metazoa, Echinodermata, Echinoidea, Temnopleuroida, Toxopneustidae. The transcript has 5 exons. The record is from RefSeq and is a predicted model, not a curated record. The coding region runs from base 94 to 627 and encodes 177 amino acids.
CCAUGCCAACAUACCAGACGCUUUCGAAUGAUUGAAGAGAAAUAACGGGAGCUGAAAUUUAGAAAAUAUUCUAUAUUAUCCAAGAAUUGCAACAUGGACCUGUCUAUCCGGGGAGGACCGACACCCCGCCAGGCUCGGGUCUCCAGCGCUAAGGGGAAGAAACCGAACAAGACGAGUGGAUCAUUGUACAGCACACCAGAUGCGCCAAGACAAGGAGGUCGACCUCCUGCCGGCAAACCACAACAUCAACAUCAGGGCACUGGUAUAACCCAAUCUCAGAUGGAUAAAUACACGAGACCAAAGAGCCAUGGUCCAAAACCAGACAAUGUACCAUCUUUAGACCUGGCUCGACUUGCUGACUAUGACAACACAUUAUCAAAACCUCUUGAGGACUAUGAGGAAAAGAUGUCCAUUCCAGAUACAGCUAGCACUGUCAGCUGGGGAUACCAUGACUACAACCCAAAACCGUCGGGAAGGAACAGCGCCCUCAAAACCCCUUUUGCACUCCAUCACACACCUGACACCCCACUGUCAGCUCAGAGUGUGUCCUGUCGGCCGGCCAACGUUCCUAAGCUGAAUGUAGGGAAUAAAGAAAAGGUUAAAGCAAAGGUAAGUCAGGCUGUCUGAUAGGGUCCUUUGGUCCAGUGGUUAGAGCAUUGGACUCAUAAUCACAAGGUUGUGAGAUUGAAUCUCAACACUGCCAUUGUCUCCACUUUGAUAAAAAGGCCCGAGAGUGAUAUCUGUUGUCUAUAACGUCAGCCACUAUGACUGAUUAAAGGUAUAGUGUAUGAUUGGUUGAUCUCAGACAAGGUCAGUGAAUCAAUUGUAAAGAUAUUAUUUUCAUUAAAUAUCUAUAUCAAUGCUCUACUUUAUCACUCAAAAGAAAUUGGUAUAACUCUUCUUUUUUCAUGAUAUUGAGGGGUGAAAUAUAUAUUAUAAUAUAUCGUUUAACCGAUAUAUUUUGUUUCCGCCCUCUCGAGUUAACAAAUAAAUUGAUAUUAGAACACCGUUCGAAUCAUGCAUAUUCAUUACAACCUCAUGCAUAUUGAUGAAAACGUCAUGGCGCAUGCGCCGUAUCAAGAAAUCCCCGUAUCAACAAAGUGCAGCGCUGUGUGCAGAAGUAGCUGAGUAGAAGCAAACACCGAACGUUGCGUGCAAGCUCAAUGAGCCGAUGCUAGCCGGCUAGCGAUUAGUCCACGUCCUGGACGAUUUUUAUUGAUUGGGCAAACCAGGGGCAAACCAGGGGCAAACCUUAUCGGACCGUACCGGUACCCCCACGCGCACACAUAACCAACACACACACGCCCUCCACUGAUUCACUUACCCCCAGUGAUUCACCUAACCCACUGAUUCACUUUCCCCGAAAAAAAAUGUUGUUUCGUGUGACUAUUCAGGGGGUGUGUGUAUGCGUGUUAUGGGGAUGUAGUGUGUUGUGUUUGGUAGUCGUAUCGUACAAAAUACCAACAGUCCAGGAGGUGGACUAGCUAGCGAUAUGCUUGCGCUCUGCAUGCACGUCUACUUUAGACAUAAUCCACUGUUAGCGAUAGCACACACUGGACAAGCAUAUUAUAUGGAGCUAUAUAGCUCCAUGAUUGAAUCGUACGUGAAUAAGGAUUCAGACACUUGGGAUUAUCGAACGUGAAUGACGAAGCAAAGGAUUGCCCAAUACGGCUUACUUUCGGAAUAUAAUGUCAUGAAUCUGAAAGUACUCCAAGACUAAAAGAGAUACGAGAAUCCCAAAGAAGGGCAAGGGCCGAGUUUGAUUUGACGGCCACCUCGCUCUUUGCGCUCGCAUCAAUAUUGUUAGGUAGAUGACAAUCAGAGAUAUCUAUGAUGACAAUCCUGUUCAUGAUAACCAAAAGUGCUUAGAAUGUCAGAAUUUUAGUUCAGAAUAUCAAUCACUUUUUAAGCCCAAGUGAUUGAUAUUCUGACCUAAAAUUUUGACAUUCUAAGCACAUGUGGUAAUCAUGAACAGGAUUGUCAUCUAAUUUUAACUAAACAAUAUUGAAGCAAGCGCAAAGAGCGAGAUGAAAAACUUUCAUAUGUAUAUAUAUAGACGGCCACCCCCAUUCUGUCUAGGGCCGAGUAUGAAGAAAGGGAAGGGCGAAGAGAAAAACGAUUAUUUUCAGGGCGGGAUACAAAAUAGUCAAACAUAAAAGGAAGAUAAAAGUUGAUGGGACCAUGGAGGACACACAGUAUUGACAUGAAAGUAGGAUUAUUCUUCGUUGUUUAGACUGAACUUGCGAGGUCAAAAGGUGAGCUGAGAAAGCUGUUGAUGCGAAGUAUGUAGCGUAGUCUACAUCGUGUAGACCGUGACAGUGUGUGUAUCCGACCAAUGCAUCAAAUUUAGAAUACAGUGUUAUUUGGUCAAUCUUUACAAGCAGAGCAGAGGCGUCAUGAGCCAAAGCAAAAAAAAUUAGGGGGGGGUAGACGUAAGGGGCAAGAUUUCUCGGAAAAUUCUUAUUCUUGCAGCCACACAAGAAAGCUUGUAGCUAGAUGUGGAGUAAUGAGAAGUUGAGUAUAUUCAAUAUGGUCUAUGGUAGAACCGUUGCGCUCUAGGUAUGCAGAGGGGUGAAUUUCGGAGCCGACCCCGGGGGCCGACCGGCAUGUUUUACAUCAGAACUUUACAAGUCAUGCCGUUUGAAACAGGGCAACGAAGUACGUGAAAGAAGACUAAGCAAACUUGGAGAAGCAACGUCCGAGGGGAUAGUAAUUUACGUCUGCUUUGAAACGUGUAUCACUUAUUUCCAGAGAAUGGGUCGCAGAGUAUUUCUCCAGUAUGGGGAGGGUGGGGGUAGCCUAUAGGCCUAAUCAAUCCAUCAGUGGAUGGAUGGAUGGAUGACUGAAAGAAUGAAUAGAUAGAUGAAUAGGCAUAUAUAUGAAUGGAUCAUCCGAUGAAUGUAUAGGCCUAACCCCAAGAAUGGAUGGACAAAGACAAAUGGAUACCAAUGACGAAUAAUAGAUAGGGGCGCCCCAUGGGAGCUGUUGUUGAAUGGGCUACCCCUUAUUAAAUAAACAAUAAACAAUUAAAAAUAGAUGGAAAGAUGAACUUUUAUUGCAACAAAUGAGAGGAAGAUAGGCCUCCGGGAUACACGCAUACAGUGUGUGCACGAGCAGUUCAACUGUUGAAAAAAUGUGAAUGACUGUGGUGCGUGGCGACGUGAGCAGGACAAAGACAUCACUCACAUCUUGAUUGGCAUAACGUAGACUUAUUUAGCAAUGAAAGUGGAACCGGGAAUUGGGACUCCCAUUUUCCUGCUAUAAAUAUAGGAAAAACGAAUGAUAACUGUUGUUUUAUAGCCGAGGAAAUGUAUUCUUCAUAUUGGGAUUGGGACCAAGGAGAUCCCGGCGUGUCGAAAUUUCACAACUCAUGGGGAAAAUAAUAUAAUAAUCAUUUUUGAUGAUUGAAAAAAAAUGUGCUCAGUUCACACUGUCACAAUUUUUUUUUUGGUGGGGUUACCUGCAG